GAUCGGAGAAAAUUGAAGAUUCAUCGGAUUCCCUCCCGCCGGACUAGUAAGAAGGGAGGAGAGAGAAACUGGGGAGAAAAGAAUGGCGUCGUGGAACUCGACUCCGCUGGAAAUCACGUACGAAGUGCUGGGAUGGAUGGCGUUCGUGAGUUGGUCCAUCAGCUUCUACCCGCAAGUCAUCUUGAAUUUCCGCCGGAAAAGUGUUGUGGGGCUGAACUUCGAUUUCGUGGUGUUGAAUUUGACGAAGCACUCCUCCUAUCUCAUCUACAACGCCAGUCUCUACUUCAGCUCCGCCGUACAAAAGCAGUACUUCAAAAAGUACGGCGAGAAACAGAUGAUACCUGUUGCAGCAAAUGACGUCGCUUUCUCUUGUCAUGCUGUUUUACUGACGGCAGUUACCCUGUACCAAAUUGCAAUCUAUGAACGCGGAAAUCAGAAGGUCUCCAAGAUUUCCAUUGGAAUUGUUGCUGUCGUGUGGUUAGCUGCUGCAGUCUGUGUUUUCAUAGCUUUGCCAAGGCAUUCCUGGCUUUGGUUGAUUUCCGUUUUCAACUCAAUUCAAGUUUCUAUGACAUGCAUCAAAUAUAUUCCCCAGGCGGUCAUGAACUUCCUUCGAAAGAGCACAGAUGGAUUCAGCAUUGGCAACAUUUUGCUUGACUUCUCCGGAGGGGCAGCUAGUUAUGCGCAAAUGGCCAUGCAGUCUAUAGAUCAACAUUCUUGGGUGAACUUCUAUGGAAAUAUCGGAAAGACACUGCUGUCUCUGAUAUCUAUCUUCUUCGACCUUCUGUUCAUGUGUCAACAUUUCAUGCUGUAUCGUGGCAAGAAUGGUGAAGAACUUGUCAAGACUUCCGAUGAACCAGUUUCGGAAAAUGUAUAA
This is a messenger RNA of Pyrus x bretschneideri (Chinese white pear), 874 nucleotides long. Its product is annotated as cystinosin homolog. The transcript has 8 exons. Gene Ontology annotation, cellular component: vacuolar membrane. Bases 83 to 874 code for a protein of 263 amino acids. Gene Ontology annotation, molecular function: L-cystine transmembrane transporter activity. NCBI's taxonomy places the organism in Eukaryota, Viridiplantae, Streptophyta, Magnoliopsida, Rosales, Rosaceae. The record is from RefSeq and is a predicted model, not a curated record. Gene Ontology annotation, biological process: L-cystine transport.